CAACGUCAUCGGUUCGACCUGCCAAUUGUCAUGCGGGCGGAUCUGAUGCCACGGCGGAAACUCAAUCAACAGUCGCAACGCCAUGCCGACCGGCCAUUCCGGCUCCCUUGAUUGCCUCCAGAUCAGGACACGUAGGGUGCCACGGCCUUUGUCAAGUCUGUGAAAUUAUCGAAACUCUUGUUAUUUCCACCGGGUACUUGUGUUCUAAGACAGUCAACCUCGACAGCCACCUCAAAGCCGAAAGAAAGCGCGUCAUUGAAAAAAACCUAACCAUGGCCGACGACCCCCAGACGCCAGCCAGCAAACAACGCCCUUCCAAGAUGGCAGCCUCGACUACCUCGCCCCCCUCCUCCUCAUCACCAUCCUCCUCCUCCUCCGCCGCCCAGCAGCGCAACCCGCCGCACCUCCCGACCCCCGUCGAGACCGCCGUGCUGGCGCUGUACCCGGCGCUCCUCGUCUUCGGCUCCGUCUUCGCGCUCGUGUCGCCGCAGGUGCGGGCGGCCGCAUACGACGCGGGCGCGCAGUCGCUGCGCGCCGCCGACGCCCCGUCGUACUUUGCGCGCAAGGACAACCUCGUCAACGUGCUCUUCGUCAAGCGCGGCUGGGCCUGGGUGUCGGCCGCCUUUGCCGCCUUUGUGCUGACGCACCCCCACCACACCAAAAACACGACAACCGGCAGAGGAGGGGGGCAACAAGGCGGCAGCAGCAGCAGGCGCCUUCGCGCCGUACUGAGGUGGGCCCUCGUCACAGGCUGGUGGGUGUUGGUGACGCAGUGGUGCUUCGGCCCGCCGCUGAUCGACCGCGGGUUCAGGUACACGGGCGGAAAGUGCGAGGAGGCCGAGCAAAAGGUGCGCGGCGCCGACAACUACGCCGCGUCGCCCGUCGACAUCUUCAGCGCUGCCGCAUGCCGCACCGCGGGCGGGCGCUGGCGUGGCGGCCACGACAUCAGCGGCCACGUGUUCCUGCUCGUCCUCGGCAGCUUCUUCCUGCUGCAGGAGGCCGGCUGGGUCGCCGUGCGCGCGUGGGAGGGGGCUAGCGGCGGCGGCGGGAGGAGGGAUUCGCGUGCCGUCGUCAUGCCUGACGGGGCCGUCAAGGGCGUCGACGUGGAGGCGGAUGGGAGGAGGGAGGAUCCUUCUGAGCUGGGGUUUGGUGGCAGGUUCGUGGCUGGAGUUGUCGGGUUGUCCAUGUGGAUGCUCCUUAUGACGGCCAUCUACUUUCACACCUGGUUUGAGAAGCUGACGGGCCUCCUGGUGGCGCUGAUCGGCCUCUAUGGUGUCUACAUUCUCCCAAGAUCGGUUCCUGCACUGCGCAAGGUGAUUGGGCUACCAGGGAUAUAGUCGAGCUCGCUCGGGCUGGGCUGGGCUGGGGCGUACGGCAUAGAGGAUAGAGGUUAUGGUUUCUUAACAACUGUUAAUAGUAAUCGAUGCGUUGCCUGUCCAAGCUUCUUUUGCUUUGCAGCAGGGACUUGUAACAUAAACUACAUCAAAUACAGUAGCUCGCCGUUCGGAUGGCCUGGUUUUCCAUUUCUCCUGCCUGUUUCCGUAGCCCGUUCUGGAGACAGCCCA
Messenger RNA from Gaeumannomyces tritici R3-111a-1, 1565 nucleotides. RefSeq lists its product as hypothetical. Gene Ontology annotation, cellular component: endoplasmic reticulum membrane. The record is from RefSeq and is a predicted model, not a curated record. NCBI's taxonomy places the organism in Eukaryota, Fungi, Ascomycota, Sordariomycetes, Magnaporthales, Magnaporthaceae. The transcript is spliced from 2 exons. Gene Ontology annotation, biological process: phospholipid biosynthetic process; lipid storage; lipid droplet organization. The coding region runs from base 273 to 1337 and encodes 354 amino acids.